Molecule: messenger RNA, 1971 nt
Organism: Eruca vesicaria subsp. sativa (arugula)
Lineage: Eukaryota; Viridiplantae; Streptophyta; Magnoliopsida; Brassicales; Brassicaceae
Source: the annotation of a GenBank genome assembly
GGAAAGUGAGAGAGAACACAACAAUGGCGAAGAACGAAAGCGGCUACGAGAGCUUGUUAGCUUCACUGAUCGUAGACAUCAAAUCAUACUCUGGGAAAGACAAUCUUCUUCCCUGGAUCCGAGGUAUUAAGAAGAUGAAAGAGAGCUUGCCGCCUCAGAUAUUGAACGAGAAGCUGCCUCGGUUUCUCCAGAAAUGUGCACAGUCAUUUGAGUCUGAUAAGAGAUACCGUAACGAUUCUCGGUAUAUUCGUGUUUGGUUGCAGCUGAUGGACUUUGUAGAUGAUCCCAGAGCUUUGUUAAGGACUAUGGAAGCAAACAGUAUUGGGACCAAGAGGUCACUCUUCUACCAGGCAUAUGCUCUUCAUUAUGAAAAGUUGAAAAGAUUUGAGGAUGCUGAGAAAAUGUACCGUCUUGGUGUGCAAAACCUUGCAGAACCCAUGGAUGAGUUACAGAAAUCUUACUUGCAGUUCCUUAGUCGCAUGGAGAGGCACAAAAAGAAAAAGACACAGCGUCAAGAGCUAAAAGCGUCUGAAAAGCACCAGAAGGCUGAGAGGUCACAAAAGGAGCCUAGAUUGGCCAACAGUGCUGACACGCCAGUGUUGAGUUUUGUUGAUAAAGCCGUUGUAGGAAAGUCUGAAACAGAAAAUGCUUGCCAUCACGGUUUGGUGGAUCCCACAAUAAACAUGAAAGAAGCCAUGAAUGACAUCAACAACAUGUUCAAAGAGCCUAUUGAAGCUGCUCCACUUCAAAGGAAACCACAACAGAGAAGUCAAGACAAAGAAAAUCAAGGCGGAUUUGAAGUUUUCGUGGAUGAGAAUCUCGAAUGUGAAACGGGUUUAGGAGGAAAAGCAAAGGGUCCACAGCCUAUUCAAGACUCGUUUGAGAUAUUCGUUGAUGAUGAAAAUGAUGAUGAGGCUACGGAUGAAAAUGAUGAGGCUAGCAAAGGGUUUGUCUUUCUCCAACCAAGAGACCAUUCACCUGAAAGCUCUGAAGAAUCAGACAGAAACAACAGUCCUCCUCGACCUAGGUUCAGAGAGGACACAAUUGUUCGUAAGUUUGUUGGUUCAACAAUCUCUGAAGAGCCAGCAGUUGAAAACGUCUGCCACCAUGGCCUUGUGGACCCUACAAUCAACCUAAAGGAAGCAAUGGAGGACAUAAACAACAUGUUUGGCGAACCUAUAGAUUUUGUUAGACCCAACCGCUCUAAAAACAAGGGAAAAGCAGUAGAGGUGAUGAAACCAGAUGUCGCUGAAGGUUUCUCAAUACUUGAGGAUGAUGAUGAUGAUGAAGCUGAGCAGGAACAUCAAGGUACGAGCCAAAAGCUGACUCAGAUAUCGCCUAGAAAAUCAAACGAGCGUGAUCUGUUUGAGCCAACAGUGUGCACAAAAGUAGCCUUGGAUGAGAUCAACAAAUUGUUCGCAAUGCCAAUGGACUUCUAAGGAACAAGGUAUCUCAUUCCACUCCGUGUUUGUUUUCAUAAAAUAAAAAACAAGUGUGCUUAAGAGCAGAUGCAACGUUUAUGAUUUGUGUUCCUGCUUUAAUACCUCUCUGUUGUGUCUGUAAUGGUGAGAACUAUAUGUUGUUGUAUUACCUUGCAAAACAUAUAUUUAUUUCUGAUAUUGAAGAAAUGUUUUAUCAGCUUAUAUAACGUUGUAUAAGGUCUAUACAACAAGAGUCACAUUACAAACACGUAACUCAAUCUUACAAACACUUGGCAAACCAUUAAAGAAAAGGGAAGAAGAACCAACUCAAUAACACGUUUCUUGUGUUAUUAGUAUACGGUAAUCUUUCAAAACACAAACCCGAAUCAGUAAGUGGGUGGUGGUGCAGUAGCGGGACAAUGGUCAGGACGGAAAGCCAAUGGACCAGAGGCGUAAAUCACAGCCUCAUAGUUAGUCCACUUGAGCCUCUUAUCUUCAUACCGGAGGGGAGCACCAUCGAGAGCAUUGUUAAUGUUGGAGAAGAGAUUGC